UUACAAGAAAAUGACUUCUCCAAUUUUUGCUUUGUAUGUGACAUGCCUGCUCUUGGGGAGAACGGCUCACACUACAGCUAUGAAGCCAUCAUCAUCUUCACACUUUGUAUCAGCUAAUGGUGGUGAAAAUGUGACUUUGGAAUGUUUCUUUGAAGAUAAUGCUGCAGUGAUGUUUUACUGGUAUAAACAAACUCUGGGACUACAACCAAAGCUGAUGUCUAAAUUCUAUAAGCAUGACAAAAAUGGCAAUCUUCAGGGUGAAUUUAAGAAUGAUACACACUUAACACUGGAAACUAGCCUUGGUAAAAAUCACUUGAAAAUUUCAGGUGCAAAAAAUUCAGACUCAGCUACUUACUACUGCAUAAGUGGUUAUUCAUACGUGUAUGAUUUUUUAGAGAGUAUUAUUGUGAGUGUAAAGGGUUCAGGUUUGAACAUCAGAGCUAAAGUCCAUCAGUCGGCAUCUGAGAGCAUCCAGCCAGGAGGCUCUGUGACUCUGAACUGUACAGUACACACUGGGACCUGUGAUGAUGGAGAACACAGUGUGUACUGGUUCAAAAACUCUGAAGAAUCUCAUCCAGGACUCAUUUACACACAUGGAGGUGGGAAUUAUCAGUGUGAGAGGAACACCUACACACAUACAAAAACAUGUGUCUACAACUUACCGAUGAAGAGUCUGAAUCUUUCUCAUACUGGGACCUACUACUGUGCUGUCGCCUCAUGUGGACAGAUACUGUUUGGAAACGGGACCACGUUGGAGCCAAAGCAUGAGGAAGACUCUCUUGUCUUGGUGUAUAUCUUGAGCGGAGCUUUGGUGUUCACCACCAUCCUGGUUGUCUUCUUGGCUUACACAGUAUAUAAAAUGUUGAAGACAAAGAGCUGCCAAUGCACAGACUCGCAAGCAAGAUCAUCAGCUGCCUCGGCUCCAAAUGGAGAGGGCUACCAAGACGCAGAUAACCUCCAUUAUGCUGCUUUACGGGAGAGCAAAGUCAGCAGAUCAAAAAGACAGAGGGAUGACACCUGGACUGAAUGUGUGUACUCUAGUGUGAGAUAGUAGAGCUGGUUAUGCUCCCUUUUUACUUUGUGUCUGUAGAAGUAGAAGUUAUAGAUCUCAUCUGA
This is a messenger RNA of Scomber scombrus (Atlantic mackerel), 1116 nucleotides long. RefSeq lists its product as uncharacterized. Bases 11 to 1051 code for a protein of 346 amino acids. The transcript is spliced from 5 exons. Lineage: Eukaryota; Metazoa; Chordata; Actinopteri; Scombriformes; Scombridae. The record is from RefSeq and is a predicted model, not a curated record. Gene Ontology annotation, biological process: response to bacterium.